This is a messenger RNA of Paramecium tetraurelia, 1143 nucleotides long. RefSeq lists its product as uncharacterized. Lineage: Eukaryota; Ciliophora; Oligohymenophorea; Peniculida; Parameciidae. The transcript has 4 exons. The record is from RefSeq and is a predicted model, not a curated record.
AUGGCUCUAAUACAUAAUUAAAAUGACUUAUAAAAUAUGUUUAGUAAGGCAGGCAAAAUAACUUCUGAAAAAUAUAUUGUAUUCCAACACAGAGACGAUCAUCCUGUUAAAAAAUUCAGCACUCCACAACCAAGCAAAUCUCCUGACUUGAAUAAUAAGAAUGCCCUUUCUCAAUAGGAAUCACUUAACGAAGCCGAACAAAACCAUUUAAAGCAUCUCCUCAGAAUGUCCUAACCUUUCACCAAAUAGAUCUCCAGAAAAGUCGGUCAUUACACCUAAAUAGGAAACAAUUGCAAAGCAUCCUGUGGACAAUAUCAUAUCAAAUAUAGUGAACUCGACAAAGCCGUGCAUUCAGUUCCACAUUACGAUAAGACUUUGAAACACACCAUUCCUGUCGAAGUUCCUCAUAAACAUCAAUAAGAUUUACCUCAAGAGUAAGUUCCCUUAUUACUACCGUAGUACUCCCUCCAUUGUCGAGAAACCUAAAUUCAAAUACGAGAGUUUUGUAGAUCUGCAAAGACAAAUACCAAGGUUUGUUCAUCUCUCUAAAAUAGAGCUGAUAUCUUCUCAGGAAGACCCAAUCCUCACCCGGAUCGAUUUCAGUUCUUAAAUGUAACCAACCAGUGGAGUAAGAUACCGAGAUAACCGUAAAUUAAAUUGGAAAAGUAAUUAUCCAGAGAUCAGAUGUUGAUUUAUAAAAAGAAAGAGUUUGCACCCGAUUAUAAACCUAAUUUUGAGUUCGGCAAAAAGUAGUUGGGCAGUUGUGGAGCACCCUUCUACAAAUUGGAAUAAAGAAAGGACAUUUUGACUAAGAUACCUCCCUAUAAUUUUGAAAGUUACUUUGAAUAUGAUUAAUAUUCAAAACAACCUAAAAGUCAAUUGUUCACUUCUCCAACAGCACCUAAUUUUAAAACCAUGUUAGACAGAGAAUGUGAUCAAAAAUCCCUUUUGCCUAGUUUCAUGCAAAAAUUUACUAAUACUAGAAUGGGUAUUACACAUUUAAAUUAAAAAAUGUUGGAAGUCAAUAACUUUAAGGAUGGAAGAUUCCUAACAGUCACAUCAAGUUUUAUGCCAACGAAGUAAAAACAGUCAAAACAGACUCAAAAUUAAUCAAGUUAAAACUAAUCAUUUGAUGAAAUUUGA